Messenger RNA from Pseudozyma flocculosa PF-1, 924 nucleotides. RefSeq lists its product as uncharacterized. Bases 1 to 924 code for a protein of 307 amino acids. The transcript has a single exon. The record is from RefSeq and is a predicted model, not a curated record. NCBI's taxonomy places the organism in Eukaryota, Fungi, Basidiomycota, Ustilaginomycetes, Ustilaginales, Ustilaginaceae.
AUGUCGCAUCCCUCCAUCGCCACCCCCGUCAAGGCCGAAUCCAACGGCGGCACCUCUGACGACGAGCCGCGCUCUGCGCGCUUCCGAGCCGGCAACAACCUCACCAAGGUGUUUGACCCGUCCUGCGACUACUGCAUCGAAAAGGGGGCCGCGGUGUGCACCUUCGACAUGGCCAAGCGCCGCCGCGGCACGAGCUGCGACCUGUGCUACGAAAAGCACCGUCCCUGCUCUGCGCGCGACCAGGUGGUGCGGGCACGAGAGGACGACGAGGCCGGGAUCGAGGCGAGACUUCACAAGAAGAGGAGGUCGAUGCAACCGGACGUCGAGAUGGAUGUCUAUGAAGACGAUACGCCGUUCAGGAGGAAGGUCAACAGGAGCCAAAUCCACGCUACCGAGCCCAGAGCCACUCGAUCUGCCAGCGCCGCGCGGAACAGGGAAGGGAGUUCGCAGUCUGCGUCGAGCGAAGGGGGAGCCAAUCGAUCAGAGAAGGUCAGAGCUAUGCAGGGCGGCCAGACAAGCUCCUGCUCGACCUCACUCAGCCACAAGACGGGCAUCCACGCAAGUUCGCCCCUUCCCCCAGUCGCCAUAAGCUCUUCCGCACCCAGCGGCAGUAAUGCACCAGGCAGCUCCGUGUCCGAACCGCGCGGAACGUCGAUGCCACAGACCAAGCGACGGGCCCGACCCAACGUCGCCGACCGAGCAGGUGCCAAUCGCUUCAAGGCCUUUCUAAUGGAAGUGUCGAAGCGCCUCAUUGACGCCAAGGAGCUUGCAGCCACCGCUCCAGACGACUACGAACGCAAGGCCAAGAUCUUCAAGCACGAGUUCAUGGCCAUCGAGAGCAGGAUGCGGGCCGAGGCGGCCCACCUCAACAUCAAGCUGCCUCGGUCCCGGGAUGCCAACCGGUCCGCGCCAAAGUCGAACUGA